AUGCGCACCUCUCUGAUCAAUCUCUCUGUUCUGGCAGCUUCUGCCUCUGCUUCCUACCUCCUGGAGGAUGACUAUUCCUUAGACGUAUUUGCCGACAUGUUUGAUUUCUUCACAGACGAUGACCCUACCCAUGGCUACGUCAACUACAUUUCCUACGACCAAGCCACAGGCGCCGGUCUGUACAAAGCUGACAACGGCUCCGUCUACAUGGGCGUCGAUUCUACGAACGUCGCCACUGGUCGCGGCCGAGACAGCGUCCGGCUCAGCACGAAGAAAGUCUACAACCACGGUCUCAUCAUCCUUGAUCUCGCACACAUGCCUGCCGGUGCCUGCGGGUCGUGGCCGGCAUUUUGGAUGCUUGGGCCGAACUGGCCGGUCAACGGAGAAAUAGAUAUCAUUGAAGGCGUCAACAGUCAAUCGGCAAAUACCAUGACUUUGCAUACGAACGCGGGAUGUUCCAUCACCAGCACAGGAGCUUUCUCAGGUAGCUUGCAGACCGACAACUGCGACGUCAACGCUCCUGACCAAGCCACCAAUGCUGGCUGUGCUAUCGACAGCGACGACAACCUAACCUUCGGCAGCGGAUUCAAUGCCAACGGGGGCGGCGUGUACGCGACAGAAUGGACAAGCGAGGCAAUCAGCAUGUGGUUCUUCCCCAGAAACAGCAUCCCAUCCGACAUCUCCAACGGCCAACCUGAUCCGUCCAACUGGGGUCUUCCCAAGGGUCAAUUCACCGGCGGCUGCGAUAUCGACGAGCAUGUCAAGGACCAACAACUGGUCUUCGAUGUGACCUUCUGCGGCGACUGGGCCGGAUCGGUCUGGUCCACGGAUUCGACAUGUUCUGCCCUGGGCUCCACUUGCCAGGCCUAUGUGCAGAACAACCCGUCUGCAUUCCAGGAGACGUACUGGCUUAUCAACGGGUUGAAGGUAUACACCGACAAUGGUGCCGCGCCAACGCAGACCACGGCCAUUACAGGCGUCACGGCUUCUCACACAGCGACACAUACAAGUCUGGCUGAGUUCUCUACCGUCAUUACAGCAACUACCUUCGUCACUCUCAAUUCCCCGCCCAGCUCGUCCAGCGAGAGUAUCGCCACACUCGCUGCUACAAGCAGCACAGCGACCGAGACUGCGAUCGGGGCCGCCACAUUCACGAAUCCUAGCUCAACCACCAUUUCCACACCGAUACAGACGCCAUCAGCGACCAGGUUUGUGACCGUCACGGCAAUCAACAACACGCCGUCUGUGGCUGCGGAUCCCACGGUGGUCACCGUGGCUGCAGCGGCGACAUCUACCUGGUCGGCAUCCUCAGAUCCAUGGACUUCUACUGCUUCGUUCGACAAUGGUUCCUGGGAGAACUGGCGAGACGGUGACAGCAACGGAAGUCCCAGCGGUGGCAACAACGGCAACAACGGCAACAACGGCAACAACGGUGGCAGAUGGGGAGGUCGUGGCGGCCGGGGACGAUGA
Messenger RNA from Cladophialophora carrionii CBS 160.54, 1470 nucleotides. RefSeq lists its product as uncharacterized. The coding region runs from base 1 to 1470 and encodes 489 amino acids. Gene Ontology annotation, molecular function: hydrolase activity, hydrolyzing O-glycosyl compounds. The transcript is spliced from 2 exons. Gene Ontology annotation, biological process: glucan catabolic process. The record is from RefSeq and is a predicted model, not a curated record. Lineage: Eukaryota; Fungi; Ascomycota; Eurotiomycetes; Chaetothyriales; Herpotrichiellaceae.